Molecule: messenger RNA, 1207 nt
Organism: Exserohilum turcica Et28A
Lineage: Eukaryota; Fungi; Ascomycota; Dothideomycetes; Pleosporales; Pleosporaceae
Exons: 1
Coding region: 1-1014 (337 amino acids)
Source: RefSeq, a predicted model, not a curated record
AUGGCGCAGUUUCUGCAUCUUCCACGCGAAUUACGCGAUAUGGUAUACAUGGAGAUGCUCAUGCCGGCGGGGCCCCUUCCAAGCGUCCGAGACACGCAAUUAGCGUCCAAAUGGCAUCCCAUAUGCCAAUCCCAGGCUGUCCCGGAAUUUAGGUGCUUUAUGGCGUCACAGCAAAUGCCGAGCACGUGUGCGAGCUUUCUAGCAUGCAAUCGCCAAAUCAACGAGGAGAUGACGCAGAUGAUGGGCAGAGGGCAGAAGGCGGGGCGGCUUGCUGCACGAGUGGACUGCGCUGUCAAGGACGAUGCGCAUUAUUUUACCGUGGUUGCCGUGCCGUUUGUCAAGCUGGCCAAAGAGAGUCCACCGGAGCACCGACAAGCAAAGGACGAGGAAACGUGGGCACGCAAAAUCUUUGGGGACUGGAUAGGCAGCCUUUUCGACAUAGGGCUCGAAGAGAUGAAGCGCAUGGCCGUGAACAAACUCUUCUGGACACGCAUCAACCCGACCUACUCGACCGUUGAGCGGCUGUGGAUGGAUAUUCGACCAUUGGAGCGAACUGGAGCAAACAUAGCGGGGUCACAGACGACAUAUAACGAAAUGACAUGCUGGGCCAUAUGUGCUGCGCUCAAGCACAUGUUCGACAACGGUCCGGACGCGAUGCACAGCCAUCAUCGAAUCAGCAGUGUCGACGAAGUCAUCUUGAACGUUGUGGCACACACACACGACGCCUGGGCGAGGUCCCAAGGAGACGGCAGCGCCGAGGAUACCAUUAUUGUGUCGCAAAACGAGCAGAGGGCAGCCGAGCUCCUGCGGAACGAGCUGGUGGACGUUUGGGACAAGAUCUGGUCUGCCACGGGGAGGAACCGAAGCGACUUGAAGGCGAGGCUCUACCGCACAUUGCUGGAGAGGAUCAAGCGGGUGCGAAUAUGCGUCAACGGGGAGACGUUCCGCACCAGAGGACUGUCUGUGGAAUUGGAGAGGGGGCGCGCUGAAAUGAGGAGAUACCAGAUGAGGUGAUGGUACAUAGAGAGAGGGUGGAGGCGGAAGUUCCAGGCUUGGUAUGGCUCCUUUUUUGGUCGUUCACGGGCCAUAGCUCGACGAGGACACGGCUCGGACAUUGGGCGUCCGAGGCGUCUUCUGUGCGCGUUUUUUUUAUUUUUGGCCUUGGCCUUGGUUGGUCGCGACGUACGUACAUACUUAUAUAAGCCCG